This is a messenger RNA of Impatiens glandulifera, 1385 nucleotides long. RefSeq names its product palmitoyl-protein thioesterase 1-like. Gene Ontology annotation, cellular component: intracellular membrane-bounded organelle. Gene Ontology annotation, molecular function: palmitoyl hydrolase activity; thiolester hydrolase activity. The record is from RefSeq and is a predicted model, not a curated record. The transcript has 12 exons. The coding region runs from base 152 to 1120 and encodes 322 amino acids. NCBI's taxonomy places the organism in Eukaryota, Viridiplantae, Streptophyta, Magnoliopsida, Ericales, Balsaminaceae.
CAGACUUCAAAUAGACGGAACUGGCAGAGUUGUAAGCACUGACAUCCGAUUCCGGGAACUGAUCGUCGGAAAAAGCUUCCGGAGAAACGUUCUUGCUUCUCAUCAGCAAGAAGAAGAAGAAGAAGAAGAAGAACUGGCUUUUGAAACUCUCAUGGCUCGCCAUUUCUCACCAUCUCUGAUUAUCACCGCGCUGCUAAUUUUAGUUGUUGCUUCCAGCUUCGUCUCGAUUUCAACCGCGUUACCGUUCGUUGUGUUCCAUGGGCUUGGAGAUCAAUGCAUCAGUCCAGAAAUGAUAAAGCUUACCCAUAAACUGAGCAAGUGGUCCUCUUAUAAAGGAUAUUGCAUAGAAGUUGGAGAUGGCUUAUGGGAUUCCUGGUUUAGGCCCCUGGAGGUGCAGGUUGCAGAAGUUUGUGAAAAGAUCAAAAAAAUGGUAGAACUCAAGGCUGGUUACAACAUAGUUGGUCUUUCUCAGGGAAACUUGAUAGCCAGAGGUGUUAUACAGUAUUGUGACGGUGCACCCCCUGUAAAAACAUUUAUAUCACUAGGAGGACCUCAUGCUGGUACUGCUUCUGUUCCUGGUUGUACUGGAAUUUUUUGCAUUGUGGCUGAUAACCUAAUUAAGUCCGAGGUCUAUAGCGAUUAUGUCCAGACUCACUUGGCCCCAAGUGGUUAUGUAAAGCUACCAAAUGAUAUUCCUUCAUAUUUGAAAAAAUGUAGAUUUCUUCCAAAGCUCAAUAAUGAACUCCCCCACGCAAGAAAUGUCACUUACAAGCAGCGGUUCAGUAGCUUAGAAUCCUUGGUGCUUAUCAUGUUUGAGGAUGACGCAGUGCUAAUUCCAAAAGAAACAGCCUGGUUUGGAUACUAUCCUAAUGGAGCUUUUACCCCGGUUUUAUCCCCAAGAAAGACAGAGCUUUAUACGCAGGACUGGAUUGGUUUGAAAACUUUAGACAAAGCUGGGAAGGUGAAGUUUCUGAAGAUCGAUGAUGAUCACUUGUCACUUGAUAAUCGCAAUAUGAAGAAAUACAUUGUCCCUUACUUGUCGGGGAGUGGAUCCUCGAGUAGGGUUGAUUAUGAGGAGGAUUCUUCUUCUUCACCAGAUGAUGAUGACGAAGAUUUUUAAUUCCCCAACUCUUUUAUCCCACUCUUGAGAUCUAGAUCUAUAUAUUUUUAUCUAUAUAUAUAAAAAUCCAUAUUUGUAUAUUAAUGUCAUGAUGAUAUAUAUAUAAUCUUUUGACUUGUAUAAUGAAAUUUUGUUGUUCCCAUGUCAAACAGCAAGAAAAGAUGCUCCAACUUAACUACCUUAUAAGUCAUUUAUGUUCAGAAAUUCUAACUUGAGUUAGAUAGUAUGAGAGUUAUUAUCUCAAGGUUUCAAGUUGAUUCAUAUU